CGGCCCGGCGCGCGGGAGGCGAUAAUGGGGCGGCCAUGGCCCGGGCCGGCAGCUCCAGCGGCGACGCGGCGGCGGGGCGGCGGGCGGGGGACGCGGGGCGGCCGGAGCCGUGGGAGCUGUCCCUGGAGGAGGUGCUGAAGGCGUACGAGCAGCCCAUCAACGAAGAGCAGGCGUGGGCCGUGUGCUUCCAGGGCUGCCGCGGGCUACGGGGCGCGCCGGGCGGCGGGCGGCGCAUCCGGGACACGGCGGACAUCCUCCUGCGCCGGGACGGCUCGGUCAGCGCGCGGCGGGAGCCGUGCGCCGCGGAUUCCACAACGAUGGUGUUGUCAGCAGCCAGCUCAGAAGCCCAGAUGGUGCAGUCGCUGGGCUUUGCCAUCUACCGCGCGCUAGACUGGGGCCUGGACGACAGCGAGGAGCGCGAGCUCAGCCCGCAGCUGGAGCGGCUCAUCGACCUCAUGGCCAACAACGACUGCGAGGACGGCGUCUGCGGGGCUGCCGACGAGGGCUACGGGGGCCCGGAGGAGGAGGAGGAGGCCGAGGGCGGGCCCCGCGCGGUGCGCACCUUCGCCCAGGCCAUGCGGCUGUGCGCGGCGCGCCUGACCGACCCCCGGGGCGCGCAGACCCACUACCAGGCCGUGUGCCGGGCGCUCUUCGUGGAGACGCUGGAGCUGCGGGCCUUCCUGGCCAGGGUCCGGGAGGCCAAGGAGAUGCUGCAGAAGCUUCGGGAGGGUGAGCUGCAGGAAGGCAAGCCCCUGGCAGAGCUUGACCACCUGGGACACACCGACUGGGCCCGACUCUGGGUGCAGCUCAUGAGGGAGCUCCGUCAUGGAGUGAAGCUCAAGAAAGUGCAGGAGCAGGAGUUCAACCCCUUGCCCACCGAGUUCCAGCUCACCCCCUUCGAGAUGCUGAUGCAGGACAUCCGCGCCAGGAACUACAAGCUCCGCAAGGUCAUGGUCGAUGGAGACAUACCUCCCAGGGUGAAGAAGGAUGCCCAUGAACUCAUCUUAGACUUCAUCCGCUCCCGGCCUCCACUGAAACAGGUCUCAGAGAGAAGGCUUCGCCCCUUACCCCAAAAGCAGAGGACCCUGCACGAGAAGAUCCUGGAGGAGAUCAAGCAGGAGCGAAGGCUGCGCCCAGUGGGGGGCGAGCGCUGGGGUGGCCGGGGGUUUGGCUCUCUGCCCUGCAUUCUCAAUGCCUGUUCGGGGGACACCAAAUCCACGUCUUGCAUCAACCUGUCUGUCACGGAUGCUGGGAGCAACACGCAGCGCCCACGGCCCCGGGUUCUGCUCAAGGCCCCCACCUUGGCUGAGAUGGAGGAGAUGAAUACAUCUGAGGAGGAAGAGUCUCCGUGUGGGGAGGGGACACUGAAGCGGGACCGCUCUUUCUCAGAGCAUGACCUGGUCCAGCUCCGGAGCGAAGUGUCCUCUAGUCUGCAGCCAGCCACUCAGCCCCAAGGAGGGCUGGAAUCUUCCCGGCCCCGCGCAGGCAGCAUGCACACUUGGAGGCCAAGCACCCAAGAGCAAGGUCUGUUCCCGAUGAGUGUCCAGGCCCAGCCUGACCCCAGCUCCCGACCACACAGGGACCAGGGCUCAGCAGAGGACAAGCCAGAGGCUUCCGCAGCCCCAGACACCCAUCACCUGUGGCUGGAGUUCAGCCAUCCCGUGGAGAGCCUUGCUCUGACUGUGGAGGAGGUGAUGGAUGUGCGCCGCGUGCUGGUGAAGGCCGAGAUGGAGAGGUUCCUGCACAACAAGGAGCUCGCCAGCAGUCUGAGGAAGGGGAAGAUUUGCUGCUGCUGCCGAACCAAGUUCCCGCUGUUCUCCUGGCCACCCACCUGUCUCUUUUGCAAGAGGGCUGUCUGUGCUUCCUGCAGCGUUAAGAUGAAGAUGCCUUCUAAGAAGUUUGCACACAUUCCCGUCUACACGCUGGGCUUUGAGAGUCCUCGGAGGGUGUCAACCACCUACACUACACCAACCCAGAGAACAGAGGCCUUCCAAUCCCUGCAGGGGCCCCAGUGGCAGAGUGUGGAGGAGGCAUUCCCGCACAUCUACACCCAUGGCUGUGUCCUCAAGGACGUCUGCAGCGACUGCACCAGCUUCGUGACGGACGUGGUUCGCUCCAGCCGCAGGAGUGUGGAUGCGCUCAACGCCACGCCUCGCCGUACCCGCCAAACCCAGUCUCUCUACAUCCCCAACACCUGGACUCUCAACUUCAAGUGAUGGCUCUCGACCUCCUGGGCCACUAGCCAGAGGCUCUUCAAGGCAGCCAGGCCUCUGGGGAGGAGCCAGGCUAGUCCUGCCCUGGCUGAGAAGCUCCCUGUCCUGGGGCACAGCUGCCCUCCCAAGUGUGCAUGUACAUAUAUACAUAUAUAGAUACAUUUAUAUAAUACACACACAGCCUAUAUAUUUCUAGACAUGUUUCCUGGCCCCAGAGUUUAUUUGGGGUCAGGCUCACUCCAGGACCCUCCCUGGGGGAGGCUGUUUCCUUUGGGAGUUGUUGGGAGUUGCUGGGGUUCGGGGACAGGACAUGAGUGGGUUUUCUCACUCAGGAAAAAGGGCAGGUUGGAGAUACAGCAGUGGGCUCCAGGCGCCAGAGCUCUGAGAAGACCCUCAUCCCGGUGUUUGUUCUCUUCUCCAUCCCAAGGAUGAGAACACAGCAGUUUACUCUCCCUGGGUGGAUGUCCAGGCUGGGACGACGGGAUGCUUUGGUCCCCAGGUAGACAGGGGCACUCUGAGUGGAACCUGGCCUGCGGAGGCAGCUGGAAAGAUCAGGAGUGGGCAGCCUGCUAGCAGCAUCCUAGCCUUCCAGUUGGAAGGUCCAAGGCCAGGCUCACUCCUUGACCCCUGGCCAGCACCCAGGCCCCAGCCAUCCUCCCAGACUCAGAGGUGCAGAGAUGGUGCUGGUUCCAGGGCCCCAGUGAUGCUGGUGAUCCUGGUACGGGGAGGAAGUCUGUAAAUGUGUACACAGAGCUGCUCUUGGCCUAAUAAAGGCGGUCUCACAGUCUUCCGUCUGGGGUGUGGACUGAGAACUCC
Messenger RNA from Lontra canadensis (Northern American river otter), 3029 nucleotides. It is a transcript of the gene SPIRE2, whose product is annotated as spire type actin nucleation factor 2. Gene Ontology annotation, molecular function: actin binding. Lineage: Eukaryota; Metazoa; Chordata; Mammalia; Carnivora; Mustelidae. Gene Ontology annotation, biological process: intracellular transport; Golgi vesicle transport; establishment of meiotic spindle localization. The record is from RefSeq and is a predicted model, not a curated record. Gene Ontology annotation, cellular component: cell cortex; cytoplasmic vesicle membrane.